Pseudogymnoascus verrucosus is the source of this 1563-nucleotide messenger RNA. RefSeq lists its product as uncharacterized. The transcript has a single exon. Lineage: Eukaryota; Fungi; Ascomycota; Leotiomycetes; Thelebolales; Thelebolaceae. The record is from RefSeq and is a predicted model, not a curated record. The coding region runs from base 1 to 1359 and encodes 452 amino acids.
AUGGCGUCCCAGGACGACUCCGGCCUGACCCUCCUCGGUCCCCUCACGACCAUAUUCACCCCGCCUGCUACCUGCCAUGACCUCACCGUCCUCUCAAUCUCCACUGUCUACAGCACCGUAGUUACCGUGACAAAAACUAUCUCCGACGGCUCAGCCGUCUCCGUCUACACCGUCCCCACCAUCACCACUUCGACUACCGCUUACCUCGAGAAGUACGACUACGUCCUCGACGACUCCUGCUAUCCCGAAGGCUACACCACUUACUCCGCCUACUACUCCCCCGGACGCUGCCCCGCCGCCUGGGAGGGCGUUGUAACCACAGCCCAGAAUGGCGAGACAACCAUCCAAUGCUGCCCCACCUCCUUCACCUUCAGCGGCGAGCUCUGCCGCUCAUCAGUCACCGAAAGCACAACCACAUCCGUUGUCCUCUAUAAGAAUGAGCUCCGCGUCGACCCCACCCCAACUCCAUCUUACAUUCCAGACGAAAUGGUAUGGGCCACCGGCAUAAUCGUCCGCUACCGCGACGGCGACUUCCCCACCACCACCGCAUCGAAAUCCUCGUCUGCCACCAAUUCCAUCGCAGCGCCCACCUCCACCUUCACCCCAUCAGACCCCUCCUCCUCCGAAUCCAACUCCGGCCUCCCCCUCGGCGGCAAAAUCGGAUUAGGCCUCGGCAUCCCCGUCGCGGUGAUCAUCCUCGCCAUCCUCGCCUUCCUUUUAUUCCGCCGCCGCCGCGCCGCCACCACCCCUACCGUCGCCGGCCCUCCCCAAGCACCCCCGCAACAACAACAAGCGUACGCCCAACCCCCGCCUCAGCAGUACUCUCAACCUCCUCCACCACAGCAGUACUACCAGCCUAUGGAACAAUCCGUGCCUGCGGGAUACUGGGAGGCUAAACCUGAAGAGAUGGCACGCGCGAGCGAGAUUUAUACACCGAGUGCGGCGGGGUCGCCGCGCUUUGGAGGGGCGCAGAGUACGGGAUAUGCACCGGUUGCGCAGGUGGGUGCGUACGCACCUGCACAUGAAACGGGAUAUGCGCCGGUUGCGCAGGUGGGAGCGUAUGCGCCUUCACAUGAUACUGGGUAUGCGCCAGUUGUAGGGUCGGGGCAGGAAGGGUAUGGACAGGAGGCUAGGGCGCCGAGUGCGCCGAGUGGGUACGCGCCCGCUGCGGCACCGGAAUACGCACAGCAGGCUAGCGCACCGAUUGUGCCGUCACAGAGGCUGCCGGUGCCGCCGGUGGAGGGGGCGUCGAGGCAGUGGUCUGGUGGCGGGGGACCGUUGCCGGACCCGGCGGAGUUGUAUCCUGAGUAUGCGGCUGGGGGGGAUGAUGAUGAUAGUGUGCAUGGUGGGAGGAGGUGACGGUGGUAGGGAUGUGGAUGGGGAGGGAAAUACCCGAGUUCUUUGUAUAUAUUUUGGAAUGGAAAGGGCUGGAAGGAGGAGAGCCUAGGGGAUGUAGAUUUUUGUGGUUGGGAGUGUUUAGGUAUAUACCCCAUUGGGGGGAGAUGUGGAUAUUGCGGCUGAGGGUUGUUGGAUUUAAUGCAAUAUGUAGUUGAAAUAUAGGCU